AUGUGUGCGGAUCGAAAGGUUCCAGAUUUUGAGUUUGGGGUGGGUGAGCAGGUGCUUCUGAAGAUAUCACCCAUGAAGGGUGUUAUACAAUUUGAGAAGAGGGGCAAGUCGAGUCCGAGGUUCCUUGGCUCAUUUGAGGUUCUCCGUAGAGUCAGAAAUGUUGCUUAUGAGUUGGCGUUGCCAUCGGGCCUAUCAAUUCGUUGGGAUUCUGUGCUACUUGAUGAGAAUCUGACCAAUGAGGAGGAGCCGAUAGCGAUCUUGAAUAGGCAGGUUCGGAAGUUGAGAUCUAAAGAGAUUGCUUCCGUGAAGGUUCAAUGGAAGCAUCAUCCUGUUGAGGAGGCUACUUAG
Molecule: messenger RNA, 348 nt
Organism: Lycium ferocissimum
Lineage: Eukaryota; Viridiplantae; Streptophyta; Magnoliopsida; Solanales; Solanaceae
Exons: 2
Coding region: 1-348 (115 amino acids)
Source: RefSeq, a predicted model, not a curated record